Arachis stenosperma is the source of this 610-nucleotide messenger RNA. Its product is annotated as 40S ribosomal protein S27-2-like. Lineage: Eukaryota; Viridiplantae; Streptophyta; Magnoliopsida; Fabales; Fabaceae. The record is from RefSeq and is a predicted model, not a curated record. Gene Ontology annotation, cellular component: ribosome; cytosolic small ribosomal subunit. The transcript is spliced from 4 exons. Bases 124 to 384 code for a protein of 86 amino acids. Gene Ontology annotation, biological process: translation; ribosomal small subunit assembly. Gene Ontology annotation, molecular function: RNA binding; structural constituent of ribosome.
AAAAUAAAAAAAUUUUUUUUUUCCCUAUUUUAGAGAGUAAUAAUAGUACUUUGUUGGUGCUGCACUCUCUACUCACAAUUAGGGUUUCUUUGAAACGUUUCGAAAUCCUGUGCCGCAGCCAUCAUGGUUCUUCAGAAUGACAUCGAUUUGCUUAACCCUCCGGCUGAGCUUGAGAAGAGAAAACACAAGCUCAAGCGUCUUGUUCAGUCUCCUAACUCUUUCUUCAUGGAUGUGAAGUGCCAAGGAUGCUUCAACAUUACCACUGUAUUCAGCCACUCUCAAACCGUCGUGGUGUGCGGAAACUGCCAGACAGUAUUGUGCCAGCCGACCGGUGGUCGAGCCAGGCUGACUGAGGGCUGCUCUUUUAGGAAGAAAGGGGAUUAAAACGGUGUGACAUCCUUUUAGACUGUAAAGUUUUGCUGUUCUAAAAUAGGAUCAAUGCCUUUUGUCUUUGUUUCAGUUUUCUCUAGAACUUGAUGAUACCACUUAGCCUUUUCAUCAUAUUGCAUAUGGUUUUGGUAGAUUUUUAAUUUUAUCUUUCAAUGUUGGAUUCAUAUUACUCAGAUUCUUCAAUGAUUGUUAUGCAUGUGUUGUAGUUCUUUGAUCUUGA